AUGGCCGCCAGCAACGACAACGACAAGGCACACCUUCUCCCGCCCUCCUACAAGACCCAGAUCACAGCCUGGCUAUCCGAAGACACCCCGUCCUUCGACUACGCGGGCUUCGUCGUCGGGGAGACGCCCCGGCGCGCGAUCCUCCUCGCCAAAUCCGCCGGGAUCCUGGCCGGCGUCCCCUUCUUCACCGAGGUCUUCACGCAGACCGGCUGCCGCGUCGAGUGGCACCAGUCCGAGGGCGCGCCUCUCGACCCGUCGUCCUCCCCCGACGGCCGGGUCAAGGUGGCCACGGUCAGCGGCCCCGUGCGCGGCAUCCUCCUCGGGGAGCGCGUGGCCCUCAACACGCUCGCCCGCUGCUCCGGCAUCGCCACCCAGUCGCACCGCCUCGUCUCGCUGGUCCGCAAGGCGGGAUACACGGGCGCCCUGGCCGGCACGCGCAAGACGACCCCCGGCUUCCGCCUCGUCGAGAAGUACGGCAUGCUGGUGGGCGGCGCCGACGCCCACCGCAUGGACCUGAGCGCCAUGAUCAUGCUCAAGGACAACCACGUCUGGAGCAGGGGCAGCAUCACGGACGCCGUCGCCGCCGCCAAGUCGGUCGGCGGCUUCAGCCUCAAGGUCGAGGUCGAGGUCCAGAGCGAGCGCGAGGCCGACGAGGCCAUCGCCGCGGGGGCCGACGUCGUCAUGCUGGACAACUUCACCGGCCGUGGCGCCACGCUCGCCGCGAGGGCGUUGAAGCAGCGCUGGCCGCGGCGGAGCUUCCUGCUCGAGGUGUCGGGCGGCCUGGGCGGCGACAAUGUCGAGGCGUACAUUUGCAACGAUGUCGACAUUAUCUCGACUAGCUCCAUCCACCAGGGCGUGCCGCACCUCGAUUUUUCUCUCAAGAUCGAGCACUGA
Messenger RNA from Metarhizium album ARSEF 1941, 894 nucleotides. Its product is annotated as nicotinate-nucleotide pyrophosphorylase. Gene Ontology annotation, biological process: quinolinate catabolic process; NAD+ biosynthetic process. The transcript is spliced from 2 exons. Lineage: Eukaryota; Fungi; Ascomycota; Sordariomycetes; Hypocreales; Clavicipitaceae. The coding region runs from base 1 to 894 and encodes 297 amino acids. Gene Ontology annotation, cellular component: cytoplasm. Gene Ontology annotation, molecular function: nicotinate-nucleotide diphosphorylase (carboxylating) activity. The record is from RefSeq and is a predicted model, not a curated record.